UAUUAUGACAGCAUAUAGCAGCCACGGAUGAUGAAUGCGCACGCGUUAAUUGUACGUGUACUGCUUAGCCAAUUCGUCCGGGAUCUUUCAGCGGAAAAAGCUCCACUAAGUUUGUCUGCCGCUCCGCAUGAUAUUUCUGUUGUUUCUUUUACGGAAUGCGUGGGUUGGUAUAGUCGAAACAAUCAAUGUCGGCCGCUGUAAGCUAGCUAUAUUUAAUAUUCCUCCUGAACACACUUAAAUUCUAGUCACUGCUAUACACGCGUUUAAUAUUUUAAGAAAUCAGUGGACUGUGAAUAUAGAGAACAAAUUAAGUGCGAUAUUGAAAUUAGAGAAUUGCUAAGAUACCAUAGUAGCAUGCACUAUAUUGUUAUUGUAUGUUGUAAAGCAAUAGAAACUCGGUUUAUAACAGCUUUAUUAUGUAUCUGGCAAAAAAGGGCUAGAAAUCGGCAGAGUGCAUGAAAAAAAAAAGAGAAUGUUUUGUUUGUCGGGUCUAGCUACCUUGUUCUAAAAAAGUGACACAUUUACUAACCUGGUCUGUGAUAAACGUCACGAUAUGAUUCAAUAAAUUUGGAUUUAGCUUUGUUGCGCUACCCUCCAAAUUAACUGCCUUCCAAAAGGAAUCCUGUAGAGUUGUCAGCAAAUUGAAGGAAGUAAUCACUUAUACGACAAGAUCGUUGUACUUUUGCACAUGUUAACCUGGAAGUUUCGUGUAGCACUUUAUAAUGUUAUACUUUGAGUUAACACAACUUAUUGACCUAACAGAAACAUCUGCAAAAACUAGACAAAUCAAACUGUUAGUCUGCCCCCUAAACACCUUUAUUUAGUUACCUACACGGCAAUGAUUUUCACAAAAAUGUCGACCGUGAGCAGCAGAUGAUGCCUUGGUGACAAAACCCGCAUGCUUCGUUGUUCUCUUAGAGCACGUGGUAGUCAUAUUCUCACCAAUGUUAAAAUUGCUUACUUUGUUUAGGCAAGCUCUUAUUUCUUAUUGCCAUAGAGGUGCUUCUCGAGAACACACACUGACCUCGGUAAAGCGAGUACUAAUCAACCGUCUUGGACCAUUAAAUGUCGAUCAACGUGAUUGUCGACCUAGUAUAUGUCGCUUAGCUGUUGGGGAACGUUUUCAUAUUUCAUUUGGCCAGUAUUUAUGCAAGGUGAAGAAUAAAUAAAGCAGUAGAAAAUUCUAGGCCAUGUCUUUCGUAUCUGCUAGUUAAAGGGUUAAAUGCAUGUACUGAAGUUGCGAAUAUGGCAGCAAGUUGCCAUCAUGGCUGAUGCCCGCUACUCCUUUUCUCUUAGACAAACAGCAGAAAAAAAAAAGAAGGCGGGAUAAAAAAGAAAAAAAAAAAAGAUCAAGUAAAUAAGGCAGAAAAUUAAAACAGAACGCAAAAAAGUCGGGACGUGCAAAAGCAUAGUUGGCGUAAAGCGUCAUUUAGCAAACCGUAUGCCAUAACACCAUAUGUACAUAUAUCAAGUAAUGUCAGAUCAUAUCAAAAUUUGAAGUGCAGAAUUGAAGCACAGUUAUUUUACAGCAAUAGCUGUUACCUUCUCACUCCAGAUGUCCACCAGUGUUUUCCGCAGAAAUUGCAAGUGCUUUGUGAGUUUAUAAAAUAAAUGAAAAAAAAAGCGCAGUGCUCCGAGUGGAUUCGAAACCAAUUUCCGACAUAGCUUAAGUCGGAGGUUUCAGCUCUCAACCACUCGAGUAUUUUGUUUUUCUUACAUUACAUUUAUUGUAUCCAGUGUGACAUGGUGUGCGAGAACUGCAUAGACACUAGCAAGCACAUCACACAUAAAUUGUCUGAAGAGUACUUAUAAAGCACCAUGCAUUUCCAGACCAUGACAAUCUGUUAGGCGCGAACAUUUUGUGGUAGUUUUCUGUGUGGCAAGGUGCGCCCUUACUCAGCCGGUUCUACGAAAAAGAUAAGUAUUGCGCCUGCAUAGAGCUGUAACACCGCUGUUGCUGCUCUGAUUUGCUAACGCUACGGUCUGCAAGUUAGCUGUAAACCAGCACCGAUGCGAAAUAUCCUCAACGAAGGCAGCGGUAAAAUGCGAAAGGCAGGAUAUAAAAGAGGAAGUAGAAAUCGGCCUUGCUUUUAUACACUUCACCAUCUGCCAUUGCAGCUUCCAUAAUGAAUGAAGUUUUCUUCCCGACAAGAGAAAGACAGACCACCGAAAAGGUGGUGUGGUCAAAACAGGUUAGAGGACGUUUUGACUACCACACGAAAGCCUUGAUCACUCAUUUAUGAUUUUUUUUCUUGAAGUUAGGCGGCGAAGUCGAUUAUGUGAAGCUAAAUCUCAUUCUUUUGGCAAGCGUGCGUUUCUUUUUCAAGCAGGGACAACCAGACAUGGCUGUUCCUGCUGUUCCUGCACAUGGAACACAUAUUACACUCAUUUUUUGCAAGCUACUUUCUUGUAACUUGACUGGUAUACCAGACAAUUCAAGCUUCUUGGAUGGUUUUUUCAGAUCGAUAGGUUACCAUGAGGUCAUCUACAAAUACAGUAGAAAAUAUUUGGCUGCUGUCAUGAAACCCGAUUUUCGCCAAUUCAGUAUAUGGCAAAAUAAUAGCACUAAUUUUGCAUUUUACAGGGCUUACAUAAAGAUAUCAAUCUCAGAAGGGAAACAAAUUAUAUGCAAUGUUUUUGCAAGAACGCUCAGGAAUGUUGCCAUCUGUGAAAUGUCCGAGUUUUACACACAGACAUGGGCUACACUAGUAUGUGAUCACAAGCUGUGUGAAGAAUGCUUCAACUCGUGCAUAGAUUACAUCUGCCCAAAGGACCAUCGCAGGACUACAAAAGACCAGGCAAUAAGAGGGGAGUGCACUUCCGAAUUACAGUUUACGAUAUUUUACUGUCCAGGAUGUGGAUGCCAAAAGUGGCUCGAGAACAUCGUCGGACAUAUCAGGUCGGAGCACCCGGAAUUGCUGGAAAACGUUGAUGAACCACUGAGACAAUGUCAGCCGCCAACAGAAACCGAGGCUGGACCAGAAGAAAAACCGAAAAGUAUGGAUGAUGAUCAUCCACCUUACGGAAAGAGAGAAGUGAAUGCUUUCACCGGGACUGAUCCCUGUAAGAACGAUGGAAGGACAAGGCAACACGGCGGUGAACAACUCCAAGAAAUGGCGCCAUCAGCAAGACAUGCGAAUUUAGACGCACAAGGCGACACUGAAAUGAUUGCAGACGACGACUCGUCAGACUCCCUUCCAGGAGCUCUUGAUAAUGCAAAGCUAGAUCAUGAGAUCGGGACCUGCAGACACUGCAACACCCCGCUGGAAAAGAAAGACAUCGAAGAGCACGAAGCAAAGUGUCUGGACCUUUGUGUGGAGUGCCCGAACUGUAAAGAAAAGAUCUCAGCUAAAAAUUUCGUUCUUCACACGAGGACUCUGUGCCCGGCAAGAGAAAGAAAGACUGCAGAUAAAUUGAGCCUUCAAAUAAGAGUGGAGCUGGAAAAUGGCUAUCAAGUUCCGUGCAAGUUGGACGCAGGAAGCGCCAUAAAUCUUGUCCAAUGCGCAAACUGCGGCUUUUACGCCCUUAAAUGGACCAGACUAAGAUGCAAUGAUAGCCUGUGUGAAGAAUGCUUCAUGAAAUGCAAAGAGUACUUUUGUUCCUUCCACAAAGUCAUGACUACAAACUUGCAGGCAAGGUCAGGAAGAUGCGAGUAUGCGGUGUUGAAAGACGUCCUCAUCGAGUGCAUAUAUUGCUCAGAAUGGCAGGACGCAAAUACCAUUGCGAACCACAUUCAAAAGGAACAUCGGAGCUUUUUUGUAGAAGGAUCCAGUAGGAAGCCCAAUGCAGUGCAGAACCAGACAGAACUCUGCAACAGCAAGGUUCUCGAUGGUCACAUGCUCCCGAGUUCUAAUGGCAGGACUACGGAAUUACUGAAGCCGCGACAACCAAUGGCUCCUCAACGUGUCGGCGAUACUAAAACGGAGCCCGAGAAAACCUCCCGAGACCGUAUCAUGCAAUGCGAAAAUUACAAAAGAGCAGCGCCGGUGACUGAUUUCGAGUCACAGUGUUCAGAACUAUGUGAAGCGGAACAUCGCAACGAAAGCGUAGCAAAUCUAGGAGUAAAGCAAGAAGAGGAUGACCGGAGCGAAGACAAAAAGCUAGAUGAUGAUAUCCAAGAAGUCAAGGCCGCAAUAAGAGUGCUAGAACAGAGGCUUGAGAAGAUAGAAAAACCUCUGCGGAAGAUAAUUGCAAGACUGUCCAAAAACUAAUAGACUGGUUUCUUGUUUGAUAGAUAUAUACAUUUCAUGUUGUGGGAGUAAAGCUAAAAUUUUGAACAAUAUACUCAUUGAGUAAUUUUGUAUCAAGGAAUUGUGACAGUGAAAAAUACUACAAAAUGCAAAAAAUAAAAGAAAUUGUGACUCAAGCAUGUUUUCUGAAGUUUAAA
Molecule: messenger RNA, 4387 nt
Organism: Dermacentor silvarum
Lineage: Eukaryota; Metazoa; Arthropoda; Arachnida; Ixodida; Ixodidae
Exons: 14
Coding region: 2343-4211 (622 amino acids)
Source: RefSeq, a predicted model, not a curated record